AUGGCAAUUAUGAAGAACAACACUAGGGCUUCGAGAUUAGAUGGUGAUGUCUUGGCGCCAAUUGGAGAUGGUGUUUCCAGUCAGGACGACGACGACGAACUCCAGUCUCACAGGCCGGAAUCAGAAUCAGAAAAUACCGAAGGAUCGGAGGUGGAUUCUGGCAUGGGAUCCGAUGACUAUGACGUGUCCGAGCUCGGAGAGGCCGGUUCUGAGUAUUGCCAGGUCGGGAGCCAGAAUUUCCUUGUCCCAUUGGAAUUGUAUGAUCUUCCAGAUCUCAGUUCAAUCCUGUCCCUGGAUACAUGGAACAACUGCCUCACGGAGGACGAGCGGUUCUCCCUGGCGGAGUACCUCCCUGAUAUGGACCAGGAGACCUACUCUCAGACGAUUAGGGAGCUUCUCUCCGGGAGCAACUUCCAUUUUAGCAGCCCUUUAUCUGAGCUAUUCAGCCGGAUGAAGGGUGGAUUGUGUGAACCCAGGGUUGAUCUCCAUCGUCGGUGCUUGAACUUUUUCCAAAGGAGCGAGCACUACCAUCAGCUGCAAAAGUAUCAGAAUUCUAUGGUUGAUAGUCUCGUCCGAAUGAGGAAUGCAUGGGAAAAUUACACAGGCUAUGGCAUCGAGGAGAGGCUUCGUCUGCUGAACAUACUCAGGAGUCAGAGGCCUAUGGGCCACUCGAAGAAUCUCAACAGGGACUCGGCCACUGACUCAGAGAAUGAUCUCUACCCUAUCGGCCACUGGAACAAGAAGAGUCGGCACUCUAUGCAGCUGCUGAAGUCUACCGGAAGUGGUAUGGCCCUGGAAGCGACCAAGCCUCAAUCCUUCACCCGCCGUUUGGGCGCAAAACACAGGCCUUCAGCUUCGCCAUUCGUCGUUCCCAGGAGGGACACUGCAGGGUUUGACUCUGGAGCUUCCCGAAGGGGGAGGACCCAGAAGAACUAUGUUGAUGAUGAUCAUGCAGAAGAACAGUUGCUCGAAAUACCCGUGCAGAAGAGGAGUAGAGGUUCCCAGAAGCUGGGGAAGGAGGCGAUCUCCCUUGGAAGGCACAAGAAGGGCGCCCGGCAUCCAGUUUAUGAUGAAUCUCUGGACGCACUGCCUCCUUAUGAACAGCGUUAUUGGGAUUCUCCAGACAAGGGCACACACGGCUAUCUUCAGAGGUCAAUGCCGCGAGGGGAUCGGCCUACCCAGUUGGCAGGAAGGGAGUCCUCUCUUGAAAGUCAACCCCAAGCUGAAGCCUUGAGCGUGGAACAUGACCUGAGAGGUAAAACCAAGAAUCGGAGGGGAGAAGGUGGUCCCAAAAUCAAGGCACGUAGGCCUCUCCUCUCACAUAUGGAUGAACAAUAUGCUCUCUCUGGUGACAGAGCAGAAACUCCGGCGAGGGCAGUAAAAAAAUUAUCUGAAGAACCAGGAUCUGAUUCAUCGAAGCUGGGCGAGGAUGAUGUGUAUCUGAAUCCUGUGAAGAAGAAGAAAUCAAGACGUCCGGGUGGCCUUCUGGUAAAUGGUGAGUCAAAAGCUGCGGAAGUCACAUCCAGGGGCAGUAAGAUCAAAAGGAAUGUGAAGAAGAACAGGGGGAAGCAGAGCCCAUAUCUGGAUCAAGCUGCUGCAACAAUCGUGCCCGACACAGAUGCGCCAUUAAAUGGGAAAUAUAGCAAUAAUCUGGACGGAGCUGCAGAGAACUUGCCCGCAUCGGGCAAGCUUUCGGGUGAUCCGCCAGAUGGUCGCAAGCUGACCAAGAGGAGGAAGUUGCUGGGCGGCCGUGGAGAUGGACUUGGACUGGCAAUAAUACCAGAUAUGCUCUCUGUGGAGCCAGAAGGGAAGACGACUAUGGUGGGUUCUCACUACUCUGUCUCUGAGGAAAACCUUGGCCUUGUUCACCAUGAAGAUGGGCUUGCGGAUGAGGGACUGGCUGAUGGAGGCCUCAGGUCAACGGAUGUUGGGCAAAUUCAGGAAAACAAUGCAGAUGAAAGCAUCGGGCCCGGGCUCGAUUACAACGGGAAGUCAAACGUGACCCUCGCAGGAUGCAACUCAGCGACGAAGAGGAGGAGGAGGAGGGCCGGUGAUGAUGGUCACACUAAUCCGCCAGAAGAAGCUGCCAAGGGAGAUGCAAAUGAUGAUCCCGGCCGGAAGAAGAAGAAGAGGAAGAGGAGAGCCGUGUCUGCAGCUGGUUCUCUGUCUCUGGCAUCACCUGGAGCAGCGGGAGCCGUCAUGGCGGAGGAAGACCCGUUGCAGGCAGAGCCAGAACCGUCUCCCGUGAAGAAGCCAUUCACCCUAAUCACUCCCUCUGUACACACCGGGUUCUCCUUCUCCGUCGUGCAUCUCCUCUCUGCCAUUCGCAAGGCCAUGAUCAGCACCAGCGCAGAGGACAUGGACGAGGACGAGCCCAAGAACCUGCCUUCCCUCACCGUCCAGGAGAUCGUCAACCGAGUUAGAACAAACCCAGGCGACCCCUGCAUUCUCGAAACCCAGGAGCCUCUGCAAGAUCUCGUCAGAGGCGUCCUCAAGAUCCUCUCCUCCAAGACGGCGCCUCUGGGAGCAAAAGCCUGGAAGCCCCUCGUCUUCUACGAGAAACCCACCAAGAGCUGGUCCUGGAUCGGCCCCCCCGCCGCCGCCGCCGCCGCCGCCGCAGAGGAGGAGACCUCCUCAGAAGCGUGGGGGAUCCCUCACAAGAUGCUGGUCAAGUUGGUGGACGCGUUCGCCAAUUGGCUCAAGAGCGGACAGGAGACGCUCAAGCAGAUCGGAAGCCUACCAGCGCCGCCGGCCCUGCCGCCACCGAAUUUGGACGAGAAGGAGAGGUUCAAAGACCUCCGAGCCCAGAAGAGCCUCGUCACCAUCAGCCCCAGCUCCGACGAGGCGAGGGCCUACUUCCGGCAAGAGGAGCUCCUCCGCUACUCCGUCCCCGACAGAGCCUUCUCCUACACCGCCGCCGACGGCCGGAAAUCCACCGUCGCGCCGCUGAGGAGGGGCGGCGGAAAACCCACCUCCAAAGCCAGGGACCACUUCAUGCUGAAGCAGGACCGGCCGCCGCACGUCACCAUCCUCUGCCUGGUUCGCGACGCCGCCGCCAGGCUCCCCGGCAGCAUCGGCACGAGGGCCGACGUCUCCACGCUGAUGAGGGACUCGCAGUUCCUCGUGGAGGACGUCCCCGACGGGAAGAUCAACUCCGUCGUCAGCGGCGCCCUCGACCGGCUGCACUACGAGCAGGACCCCUGCGUGCAGUACGACGGCGAGAGGAAGCUCUGGGUGUAUCUCCACAGGGACAGGGAGGAGGAGGACUUUGAAGACGACGCCACCGCGUCCAAGAAGAAGUGGAAGCGGCCCAGGAGAGGAGACCAUGGCGCUGCCGCCGCCGCCGGGUUCGACGAGUUCUCGCCGCCGCCGCCGCUGUUCCAGGACGAGAUGGGGGACAACAUGGAGGAGAGCCUGGCGCCGCUGAUAGAGUCGAUCGAGAAGGGCGUCGCCGCCGCCGGUGAGGGGCACCCGAUGGGGUGGGAGGUGCUCGGGGUGGGGCCUGCGGCGGCGGAGGAGAGGAUGGUGUGCAGGGAGAACUCUACCAACGAGGACUUUGAGGACGAGGGGUUUGGUGCUGCCAGGGAGAGGCCCGCUGGUCUCGUCAGCACGAGUCUUUUGUUCUGA
Molecule: messenger RNA, 3627 nt
Organism: Spirodela intermedia
Lineage: Eukaryota; Viridiplantae; Streptophyta; Magnoliopsida; Alismatales; Araceae
Source: the annotation of a GenBank genome assembly